Brienomyrus brachyistius is the source of this 3981-nucleotide messenger RNA. It is a transcript of the gene uspl1, whose product is annotated as ubiquitin specific peptidase like 1. Lineage: Eukaryota; Metazoa; Chordata; Actinopteri; Osteoglossiformes; Mormyridae. The transcript is spliced from 9 exons. Gene Ontology annotation, molecular function: SUMO binding. Gene Ontology annotation, biological process: Cajal body organization; protein desumoylation. Gene Ontology annotation, cellular component: Cajal body. The coding region runs from base 232 to 3222 and encodes 996 amino acids. The record is from RefSeq and is a predicted model, not a curated record.
GAAACGCCACGGACCCUUUUCUUGUGCAGUGGAUUUUGUAGGGGGAGGAUAAUUGUUGUAACACAGCCGGAAGUCCAACGUUCGGUGCACGAUAGGCGGCACAUGGAAGCCGGGCGGUUUGUUUCGAACUGAAUUGGCGAAGGAUUUGUCAUUAAAUGUCCUGGUACUUGGUAACUGAUAAAAAUUCUAGAGGGAGCACGUUUGCCUGGUCCCCCGCAGUACUCCGGUGAAAUGGUAAUGUUUAGCAUGUGGCCGAGGACAGCGUCAGACCCGAAGAUCGGCAGUGAUUUCCCAAUGAGUGGUGAAGGCACUGGUUUAGGGGUACCUGCCCCAGCACUGGCGGGGUAUUUGGGAAAACUCCCAGAUACCUGCCCCUGGUGUGCUGCCAGAGGACUAAUCCACACGCUCCGCACUUACCGCACCAGCCUCCAGGACUCAGUCACGCUCUGCCCCAACCCACAGUGCCUUUUUCCCCUGGUAAGCAAACCCCUGGAAGAUGUUCUGGUUAGUUGUACUACAGGGCAGAAGAGGAAGAUGCCAGCCAGUCCCAUAGGAGGGCACUUCACAUCUCCUCCAAAGCACCCAAGACCAUCAUGUACCAUUGGCCCGGAUGGGGGGGUGUUAGAAAUGGGAGCUGGGGUGGUAGGUGAACUGGAACCUGACGUGAGACUGGAAGAGGAGUAUGAGGCAGAGCUGGUAGACAAACCAAAUCUAGGGCUGUGGGAGGAGUCAGAGGCGGAGCCAGCAGAUAAGCUUGUGGGCGAACCAAAACCACAUCAGGGACUAAGGAGAGCCACUGAGGCCGGCUCUGAGUCAGCAGCACAGAUAGAGGGUGAACCAGAGUGGGAGAUGGAGCCGAGGGAGGAGCCAAAGGCACAGGUAGAGACGCCUGUAGUAAUGGUUGACGCAUCAGAACCAGAAGCUGGGGUGUGGGAGGAGACUGGGGUGGAGUCAGCAGCAGAGAUGGUGGACCGAUCAGAACCAGAUGUGGGGCUGUUGGAUGAAUGUAAGGCGGAGCCAGGAGCAGAAUUGAUGAAUGAUGUUGAGCAGAAAUCAGGGCUUUCACAGGAUACUGAAUUAGGAGUUAGACUUGCGGAGGACUCUGGGCCAGCUCGGGAGGACGAGUCGAACCCUGGAGCAUGUUUGGGGGAGGAGCUUACAGUUGCCCCACCCCACCUCUUCUGGAAGAAUGAGCAGAACCUGUGCUGGCUUGACUGUCUCCUGGUGGCCCUCGUCCACUGUCAGGCCCUGAGGGAGCACAGAGCGAGCCUCGUGGAUGGCACAUCUGUUGUCGGCCGCCUUCUGGCCAGCUACGACCAAGCCGGCUUGCUGGUGAAGGCCAGAGAAGAGACGCACCAACAGGUUGUCAGAGUGCCUGCUGCAGUCCUUCAGGAAGCACAAGCAAACCUUGACGACCUCCGCAUGUCCAUUUUUAAACUCCUGCAACCGAAGCUGCAGUGCAAACUAGGUGAGUGGGAGACCCCAGUGUUUGCCCUGCCCCUCCUCCUGAAGCUGGACGCGGGGGCCGGGGACCUCUUCCAGCACGCCUUUGAGUGGGUCUUCGAGUGCGCUGCCUGUGGCCACACCUUCAGCAGCAGGUGCGAGAAGACCAUCACCACGUUCACGCAGGUCCUGCCCGACUGGCACCCGCUUGGUGCCCUCCACCGGGCCCCCUGCAGCCGCUGCCACCACAAGCAGCAGCGGAGGAAAAUGGUUCUGGAGCGGUUGGGUCCUCUAUUUGUCCUGCACUUCGUUGAAGGUCUACCUCAGAAUGACAUCUCCAAAUAUGCAUUUGACUUCCAAGGAAUGCAUUACAGCGUCACCGUCAUCAUCCAGUACUCUGAGCACAUGAAACACUUCGUCACCUGGCUUCGGACCUCAAGCGGUGUGUGGCUUGAGUUCGACGAUCUGAAGCACCCACAGUGCACUGCACACGCGGAGCUACCGGUCCUCGCCAAUCAGAUCCACGUGGUGUUCUGGGAGUUGCAGGGGCGGGCCGAUGUCCUUCAGAGUCCGCGGCGCAGCCUGGCCUUUCCUGCCUUGCAUAACGAUGACGAUAUCGUCAGUGCCCUCACAUUAGAUGACACGAAUGUGGGCACCACACUUCCAGACAUCUCCGUUGGAGAAGGAACCUUGCAGGAUGCCUUCCAGGGCCUGUCACACAAUGACAUUGUCACCCUAACCCUGGUAGAGGUGAAAGUGGACGCCCUGGGGAGGCCCCUGGAAGAUCACCCAGGACAGGAGGCCCUUAGCGCCCCCAGUGCUGAGCUGGAUUCUCCCUCAGCGUACAGUCCUGCAGCUGCUGUUUUGUGCCCCCGGGUGUCGGACUCACCGCGGAAGAGGGUACCAAAAAGAAAGCAGAAGGAGCUGUCACAAGCCUCGGGGACGGCACCCCCAGUCAUCGGCUCUCCUCCCCCAGGGGCUCCCGCAGUCCUUUCCUCAGCCCCCAACGCUCGCUGGUCCACGCUCCUGAGCAAGCAUCCAUUUCUCCAGUCCACUCCUCUGCCCCAGAGGCAGAUCACGGCCUCGUCACCGCCGAAAGCUCCACAGAAGGUCACAGACAGCUUUCCGGUGAAGGCGGCAGACAUGUUUGUGGGCUUUAAGCUUAACAAGGAGACCUUAGGUGGGAGCCCACCUUGCCUCAGCGCCGAGCCGCAGAAGCAGAACAAUGUUUUCAAGCUGCCAGGACCUCCGCCUUCCACUAUCCCUCCGCAGAAAUCUGGGGGUGUGGUGGGGGCCACAGUGCUUCCCAAAGCACCCCCCAAGCUGGAUGAAGGCACAGACGCUCUUCGCCACAAACUCCUAAAGAAACUCAAAGCGAAGAAGAAGAAGCUGGCAGCCCUCAAUCAUCUGCUGAAGACGAGGAUGGAGUCGCCCGUCCCCACGCCCGACAGCACGGGCUUCAGCUCCCCCUCCACGGUCAGCUCCAGCACCGCGGCCCACAGCCCCGCCUACGACGAGUUCCUGGCGGACCUCCUGUCGCCAGCGACGACCGCGAGCAGCCUAUCGCCCGACAGCACGGGCCUGCUGGAGAUGCUGACGACCGGCCAGGAUGUGGGUGGCCAAAAUGGGCAAGGCCUGACCCCCAAGACCCUGAUCGUUGGACCUGAAGCUAUAGGAAGUGACAUCCCUCCUUCGGGGGAUGAUUUUCUAGAAGAAUUUAUGUCUGGUGCAUGUGUGACUGAAAGUCCGGACUUGAAUGCAUUCGACUUGUUUUUUUAAUUGUUUAUGCAUAACGCUGUGAGGUGUUUUCCCCUUUUCAGAAAGGCUUUGCGUAGACUGUCGUUUCACUACUUGAAAGUUGACAUACAACAGACUUUUUUUUUUUUUUUUUAGAGUUUAUUGAUUAGCAUUUAAACUGUUAUGUCCAUUUGUAAUGCUAUGUGUUAAUACUGAAUGUAACUAUUUGUAUAGUUAUAUAUCCAAUGUCACGAAUGGUCACGAUAAAUCUUGCUGUGUGGAAGGUUCUGAAAGAAAUCCACUGGUAAUUGACCCCCCGCAAACCCCCCCCCCCCCCCAUGUAAAUUUUUUAAUUUAUUUUUCCUGUAGCUUUGUAACCUCAACCUAAAUUGGGUGAUUCGUCUGUUUUCUAUAGUAAAAUUGACCACCUGUCAUUUAUAAAGAUUAUUAAAGCUGGAUUUUGAUGUUAAUAGAUGCAGGGGUUCCAACACUUGUGCUGUGCUUUGCGAUUGUGGAGGUCAUGCGGUUUCUGGAAAAGGGAUCUGGGUCUCAGAGCUGGUCCCUGGAAUCUGGUGGUGGCUUGAACCUGGAGUAUGUGAUCCUCUCUAUAAUCUGGGUCAAAAGCUUUUGUGCGUCUGUGCCAUGAAGCGCUGUUAGAUCUGUCUAUAAGUAGUCCUACGUUCGGUUCCGUUUCCUUAUAGUCAGCACCACUUAGUUCCUGUGUGACAACUCUUGUUGCAAAAGCAGUUGAUUCAUAAUAUUGGUUGUGCAGUUUAAUAAAACUUUUGAGUUCUUAGAGAA